This is a messenger RNA of Procambarus clarkii (red swamp crayfish), 4654 nucleotides long. Its product is annotated as REST corepressor 1. The record is from RefSeq and is a predicted model, not a curated record. Gene Ontology annotation, cellular component: transcription regulator complex; histone deacetylase complex. Gene Ontology annotation, biological process: regulation of transcription by RNA polymerase II; negative regulation of DNA-templated transcription. NCBI's taxonomy places the organism in Eukaryota, Metazoa, Arthropoda, Malacostraca, Decapoda, Cambaridae. Gene Ontology annotation, molecular function: transcription corepressor activity.
UGUUUACGUACCACAGAACGGAAGGUGGAUGGGUGCAUCUUGAGCCUCUUGGGUUUCGUCUCAAAGCGUAAGAUUGACAAGACCAGGUUACUCGAUUCUCUUUCCUUAGGGAGGUCAGAAGAGGGUAGUGUAAGAUGGUAACAGCAAGUAACAGGAAUAGCGGUGAGACGAAAGAGGACAAGAAGUCUUCAGGACCGAGUCCUAGCAAUGGCCACGUCUCUGGCCACUGCGACGACGCCGAGAAGGAUGGUGAUACUGGGAUGCGAGUUGGGAAAGCCUUCCAAGCAGAAAUCCCAUCUAUACUACCUCCCCAUGAGCGUCGUCCAGAGCAGUGUCCAGAGAGAGCCUUGCUGGUGUGGGCACCCAAGCUGGAGCUCAAUGAAGAGAGUCGGUCACUACCACCACCUGUCACUAAUCAUCUGCAUACAAAUGGUCACCACCCCCAAGGCCAUCAUCAGUUUGCACAUAUAUUGCUUGAACAGUACAUAUGGCUAGCGAAAGAUAAAUACGGGUAUAAUGCCGAGCAAGCUCUCGGCAUGUUGUUUUGGCACCGCCACGACCUCGAGAAGGCAACCGCAGACCUCGCAAACUUUACACCCUUCCCAGAUGAGUGGACCACGGAAGAUAAAGUUCUUUUUGAACAAGCCUUCCAGUUUCAUGGCAAAAGUUUUCAUAGAAUUAGACAAAUGUUACCUGAUAAGUCCAUAGCACAGUUGGUGAAAUAUUACUACCUGUGGAAAAAAACUCGUCAACGAAGCUCAUUAAUUGACAGACAUGCUCGCAAACACACUGCCAAACUCCAGCAAGUUACUGAAGGUGGUGUCGGAGACAGUAGUGGAGAUAGGUCCGAAGAGGACGAGGAAGGGAAGAAUGGGGAGGAGACGAAGACCUGCUCUAACUGCACCAUCCCAGCAUCAGUGCUUAAUGAAUCCCCUAAGGGUCUACAGUGCCUCACAUGCUACAACCACUGGAAAUUGGGAUUUUACAGAAAAAUGGGUUGUUUAAGACCUACUGUGGGACCUAUGAAGAGAGACAAGCAGCUAAUAAAACACAAGCGACGCCCCCCUCGUGGCAUGCACAUCAACCAUGAAGACUUGAUGGCUAUGGUAUCAUCUGGCCCUCCUGGUCCCCCUGGGACUCUCACCCCCGGCCAACAACUGCUGCGUCACAUGGAGAAUGAGGUCAUCGCUCUUAAACGCCAGGUGCAGAGCAACAAGGCACAGAUCAGUGGUCUACGAAGUAAAAUAGCAGACGAUGGUAUAACUCCAUAUCGGCCGCCAGCACAGACUGGACCUCCCAAGGCUAAGUGGUCACAAGAGGAACUUCUUUUGGCUGUCCAAGCUGUUCGAUAUUUUGGGAAAGAUUUCAAGGCAAUUGCAGAAAUAGUUGGCAACAAAACCGAGAAUCAUGUUCGCAGCUUCUUUGUAACAUAUCGAAAGCGCUACAACCUAGAUGGUGUCCUGAGAGAGUGGGAAGAAGAGCAUGGUCCAGUUCGUGCAAAUACUGACGAGUAGCUGGUCUGUGAAAGUAUAUGUAUAUAUUCACUAAACUAUGUGUUUGGUUAUUUAAUGAAAAAAAAAAAGGAAAAAAUAAUGUUGUUUUGCACCUUGAACUUUGCAUCAUAAUUUAUGAUUAGUCGAGGAAAAAAUACCCUCAUCCAUACUCUUGACAGGUUUGAUCAGUGGAAAGUAUUGCCCAGAACAAGUGUAUCUUGUAGGGGUACCUUUGACAUUGAAGUAGCAGAUUAUAAUUAAAAGUCAGGUGAAGAAUUAGUGAAGACAUUUGUAUUGUUAUCCUUAUCUUCAUUCAAAUUCAUCCUGUAUUUCAUUCUUAAAGAUAGAAGCUUUUGAAUACAGCUACUUCUUUCCUUCUCCCUUUCGCUCUCAUGCCGCCUCAUCCCCAUCUUCAUUAAAAUUCUCAUUCUCAUUAUUAUUGUUACUGAAUGAAAAAUUUGUUUUAAGUUCUGUUUAAAAAGUCAGUUUUUGACAAAACCAAUAAAAUGUACCAUUUAAAGGCAGCAUAUAUAAAAAUCACUCAUACCUUCAACUGUGUAUGCUUGUAUAUCUGUUAAUGCUGUGUAAUUUAAAGUUAUGGAUGCCUUUUCUACUUGGGGGAAAAACUCUUUCAGUGUUGUCAUUCACGAGUAUUUAAGAAAUUCAUGUACAUUAAAAUACUGUAGUUGUAAAUAACCCAAAGAAAGAAGACAGAAAGCAUGGUAUUUGAAAAUGUGAAACAUAAAUGUGUGAUAUUAAUACUGUAGCAUGUUACAAAAAUAAUUGUCACACAAGGGACCUACAGUUACGUAGGACAACACACAUUUAUGAUGCUUGUCAUAGAUAUGUUUUGUAUUCAUAAAAAAAAAAAGAGAUUUUUAAAUUAUUUGCAAACUUCAGCAUUUGUUGUGAGAUAAUGAUGAAUGACAAUAGUUGCAUAACCUGUACCGGUAAUUGAGUGCUAUUGUUGGGUUACAGCAGCAGCCCCAGGAGAACAGUCUCUAGCACCUAGAAGUAUUAUGAUAAGUAAUGAUAUUCAGCCCUUUAUCAUGGUAUAAUUAUUACAAGUAGCUUAUUUAAAUUUUGCAGGUUUGUAAAUAACUUGUAAAAAGAAUUAUUGGAAUUGGAACUAAAUUGUCCAUUUGUAAACUGUACACAAGUGUAGAAAAUUUUAUAUUUCCAUGUAUAGUAGGAAAAGAAUAGCAACUUAUAUUUUUUAAUGUUCAGACCAUUUCUUACUGUCCAUAACCAUACACAAACAUCAUAUUACUUUCUGUCUUACCAUCUAAGGCAUCCUCUGCUCCUUAGACAAUGUCAUAAUAUGUUUAGCCUUUAUUGGUCAAGUAAGAGAGUGUACAGAGUACACUUGAAUGGUUAAUACCAUGUUGUUUGUCAUAUUCUCACAAGUUAACACCAUGUUAUAUAUGACAUUCAGAAAUUAACAUGAUAUUAUCUGCCAUGUAUCCAGAAGUAAUAUUGUUUGUUACCUGUAAAUUUGGAUAGACUGCUCUGCCAAAGCAUUUGGUGUCUCCUUCCAAUUUCCCAUUUAUGUAGCUAAUUUAGUUACCUUAAUGUCGUUUGUACAUCAAGAGUGAAUAGAAGGAACGUUUUUAAUUUAUUUAAUUUUUAUUUGAUUAAUUUGUGUGUAAAGUGAUGUUUAACCCCUUAAGUAGUAUGUAUACAAGAAUCUCACUUUGUUCACUUUGUAUCUAAGCUCAUUAAACUGCCAGAUCACCAACAAGAGAGAUGUGGUGACCUUCUUACAGACAAAAUAGCUCAAGUUGCAUAUUAGGGGAUAAUUCCAUUUUGACAAUUAUGGGGCCCAGUGGUUCUUAUAUAUACAACUGAGUCUUGAUUAUCUAAGUUACAGUACAGUAAAUAGCUCCAGAGGCAUCUCGGUACAUUUUAAUCUUGAUUGUUCAAAUGGUGCUUGUAUUAAGAGGAUAAAUGUAAAGAUAUAUAUUUAAUAGUAUGCAAGAAUAAUCACACACACAAAAACCAAGUGUUUCACAUGCAUAAGUAUCCAUGAGGAAAAUGAAACAAAAAUUCCAAACGUUUUCGUGUUACAACACAUUAUCAAGGAAAUAUAGCAGAAUUUCCUUUGUGUUGAAACAUGAAAACUUUCAGAAUUUUUUGUUUCAUAUUUGUAGUGGAUACUUAAAUUUAAUAGUAUGUGUGGGAAAUUAGAUUGCUUGGAAGCUUGUGCACUGUAGUGCAUAGUCAACCAACAUAUUAAUUUGUACCAGAACGAGUAAUUUCUUUGUUCAUAUGCACUGUGAAGCAACACACACAGUACAGUAGCUGAUCUAUUAUCCAUCAGCCAAAUAUCCAGAUAGAUGACAAUAAAAUGGCCAAAAAAAAAAAAAAUAUUUGUAUGGAUUCUCCAUGACGAAGACCAAGACGUGAAAAAUGUGCUGGAUAAACUAUUAAAAUACUGUACAGUAGUUGGAAAAAAUAAAUCUAUUUUACAUAUGUAUUUCACCAGUAAAAAAUUAACUAAUUUGUUUAUUUACUUGAGACCCCAAAAAUAUCUAUGCUUAGUCAAAUGCUCAGAACCCAAUGGGUCUGUGUGGUUCGAAUUAGAGUUGUUGUAUUUAUUGUACACUUAUUUGUGCACAUCAUGUAUACUAUAUUACUAUUACUGUACUGUACGCUCAUACUGUGGCGAGGAACAUAGCUUGUGUAAAUAUAAAACUAAUCAAGAUUCAUUUCCUUUGCUUUAUUUUCUCUGUAGAUGGUAUUAUCGAGUUAAUCGACGAGUACUCGAGUGGACAUCACUAUUUAAGCCUCUAGUUACUUGCAGCUAACUCUGUUAACUAAUUCUUAGUUAAUCACUGUCAGAGAUAAUCAAGACUUGAAUGUAUUGUUUUUUCUUGGAAUGCCUGAACUUAUUAUUUCAGAUGUGUGAACUGUGCCAUUGCAGGCAACAUCAUCUUCGAGAAGUAUGAUGCUGCUUUUGAAAAUUUCAAGAAACAACUUGUUUGCUAGAGUUUUACAGUAUUAAGUUUUAUUAUGCAAUUUGGUGCCUGAGGAGUGUGCAUAACGGAAAAUAUUUUAUUUUUUAUUUCUUUGUUCUUAAAAGACAUUUCUCCUAUUCAAAGAACAUAAUGUUUCAGUUGAUUAUAUCACUUUGCAGUUAUAUAAAAAUCUUUAUAAUAGAA